GCCCGUCAUCACCUCUUCCAUACACAGGGUAGCUUGGAGGGGCCCAAGCAGGGCGGGGCGGGAGCGGAUCGGGCUCUCGCCCUCUCCAGGACAUCCCCCACGGGGGCGCGGGCCAGUGGCGGAGCCCGUCCCGUAGCCGCGGGCGGCCGCUGCUCCCGAUCCGGCGCCGCGUUUUGCCGGCGCAGCAAGUGCCGGCCUUGCCGGAGGAGGAGCGGCGGGAGGGGGAAGGGGGAGGAGGAGCCGGCCCUCGGCCGAGCCGCUCCCGCCCCUCAGCUGGGAGCCCGCAGGCAGCGGGUGCGAGCUGCAGAGCCGAGCGGCGCCGCGCCGAGCCGGGAUGCGGGAGCCGGGGAUGGGGUAGCCGCGCCGCCCUGCCGCGCUCCCCACCAUGUAGGCGAGCCCCGGGCGCCGCGCACAUCGCUCCCCGCCGCCUGCACCGCGUUCGCACCGGGCCGGGGGACCAUGCGGAGCGCCCCGGUCUCCGCGCUCCUGCCGCUGCUCCUGGGGCUGCGGCUGCUGCUGGGCGGCGGCGCCGCGGCUCAGUACUCCAGCGACCUGUGCAACUGGAAGGGGAGUGGUUUAACCCAUGAGUCUCACAGGAAGGAUGUUGAACAGGUCUACCUCCGCUGUUCUGAGGGGUCCAUAGAGUGGAUGUACCCCACGGGAGCACUCAUAGUCAACCUGCGACCCAAUAUUUCACCUGCCUCUUACAAACACUUGACUGUUUGCAUAAAGCCCUUCAAAGACUCUUCAGGAGCAAAUAUUUAUUUGGAAAAAACUGGAGAACUGAAACUCUUGGUCCGAGAUGGAGACCGCAGCCCCAGCAGAGUGUAUUGCUUUGGCUACGACCAGGGGGGCCUGUUUGUGGAGGCCACUCCUCAGCAGGACAUUAGCAGGAAAAUCACAGGCUUCCAGUACGAAUUGAUGAGCAAGGGAAUAGCAGCUGAUUUGCACACAGCUUCUGCUCCCUGCCGGCCCUGCAGUGACACUGAGGUCCUCCUGGCUGUCUGCACUAGUGAUUUUGUGAUCAGAGGCUCCAUUCAAAACGUAACGAACGAGGCAGAAGAGCAAGAAUCCAUAAUUCACGUCGGUGUCAACAAACUGUACAGGCAGAAGAGCAAAGUCUUUCAGCUGACAGGGGAGAGUGGGAACUGGAGAGGACAAAUAAAGACCUUGCUCGAGUGUGGGGUGAAGCCAGGAGAUGGAGACUUCCUUUUCACGGGACGUAUGCACUUUGGGGAGGCCAGGUUAGGCUGUGCCCCUCGUUUUAAAGACUUCCAAAGGAUGUACAAAGAGGCAAAAGACAAAGGGCUAAACCCGUGUGAGAUUGGCCCAGAUUGAAACCCCCCGUUUGGCCGAAGAUCGCUUUUAGCAUUUGGCCAGGAAUAUUUCCUGGCUGCAGUGGGAACUCUGAACAAACCUGGCCACUGAGGCUGGGCAGACCUGGAGGCUGAGACCCCACAGCCUGCGGUGCUCACAGGCUCAUGGAAGCAACAGAGGUACGAGCUCAGAGGGCUGCCAAGCAAGAGAGGCUGGAUUUUUAACCAAUCUUGUCCUUAUGAAUUAAGUUAUUAUAUUUUUUUAGUGACUUCCUUAGGAAAACAAAGAAAGAAAACUCCCAUGUCUUAAUAAAAGAAAAACCCAAAUGAAAGCCAAGAUGCCUUUGUAUCUUUUUAAUACUAAUUUUUAAAAAUGUCUUAAGCUGAUGUAGCAUUUGGUAUGGCGUAUUCUGUAUAAAUGGCCAAGAAUGUGAUAGAGCACGGUAAAACAUCUUAACAUUGAUGCUUUGUAAAAAGCUUGGUGUAAAAUUCAAAGUUGUUUCUUAUGACAGAAAUUUAUGGAGCCAAACUCUUAUGUGUGUGUGUUGGUUUUUUUUUUUUUUUUAAUUUGAAAGAAUGUACAAUUGCUGCCUGCAAUUUUUUGUCCAGGCUGGCAAAUUCUUUCCAUUCCAGAGAAAUAAAGGUCCCUGGAUUUGACA
This is a messenger RNA of Prinia subflava (tawny-flanked prinia), 1975 nucleotides long. RefSeq names its product meteorin like, glial cell differentiation regulator (gene METRNL). Lineage: Eukaryota; Metazoa; Chordata; Aves; Passeriformes; Cisticolidae. The transcript is spliced from 4 exons. Bases 460 to 1338 code for a protein of 292 amino acids. Gene Ontology annotation, molecular function: hormone activity. Gene Ontology annotation, biological process: energy homeostasis; positive regulation of brown fat cell differentiation. The record is from RefSeq and is a predicted model, not a curated record.